This is a messenger RNA of Penaeus monodon (black tiger shrimp), 1738 nucleotides long. RefSeq lists its product as uncharacterized. The transcript has 8 exons. The record is from RefSeq and is a predicted model, not a curated record. Bases 177 to 1652 code for a protein of 491 amino acids. NCBI's taxonomy places the organism in Eukaryota, Metazoa, Arthropoda, Malacostraca, Decapoda, Penaeidae.
GGAGAAAAGGAGAAAACCCUAUACAACAUUGAAAUUUUUCGGGGAGGAAAGCCUGUUCAAUUCGAUUACUAAAACACAGGAAAUGAGAACACUGAAUCAAGCUGAGGAAAAAUACCAACGUAUAACAAACAUCUAUACAAAUAUAUCUAAACACUGAAAAAGAAAAUCGCUAAGACAUGGCGCCCUGGAGAAGAGUCUCAUUGCUGUUAACCUGCGCGGUCUUCGUUUUUCUGAUGUUCAACCUGCCUUCCCGCCAAUCAGGAGUCGUCAGGGAGGAAGUGGGCGUGGCCAGGUCUGCACCCCGACAGAAAACCUCGACACACUUCGAGGCGCCAAAAACUCCCGAGGGUGUAACGGGUGUCGCUCCACCGCCCCCAGGAGUUGGAGGUAUACCUGCGUAUCCUGAAGGAGGGAGUAAGCAAGAGCAGGAAAAGAAGAAGGGGAAGAGAAGGAAAGACGAAGAAAAGCCACUGAAAGUGCUCAAUGGCCUCCUUGGGCUUCCGCUCUUGAAGGAUUACGUGAAAAAUCUCAAGGAAGGAUUGGAUGAGUUAUUCUACACUAUUAAGCCCGCCAGCCUUGGUGUCCCAGAGCUCGAGGUCAAAACGCUAAGCAAGGUCAACGAAAGCAGGUUCAUAGAGGAGGAGAUAGUGACGGAUGUGGUGACCCGUGGUGACCCAGAAACAGGUCAUUCGGAGCAACAGCGAAGGACAUACACGCUGCCGGGAUGCGGGUGUGUGAGGGAGGCGGCCGAGAGGGUCGCUCCUGGUCAUGUCAUUCUGCGCAGACUCGAGGAGGACCGUUUGCUGGUGCGUCGUGUGCCGAGGGUUAGCACCUGCAACCAGUUUGCAACCGCGAGGGGCCCCGGGCAGAAGGUGGUGACGUACAGCUACUAUGGCAACGCCUCCGACCAUCGCGUGUAUGACAGAUAUUUCUCGGAGAUUCCCAGGCGGGCCAAGGAGGUUGCUCAGCGAUAUCCAGGUUGGGUGAUGCGCGUGUACUACAAGCUCGAGCCGGGAGAUGGGCGUGGGCGGAGCGAGCUAUGCGCCGCCCACUGCGCCUUCCCACACCUUGACCUGUGCGACGUGAAUGACCUGCCUCCACCCUGGGGGGAUCUCCAGGCCUCGCAGCAGGUAGGAACAUUAUGGCGGUUCGUGACCUUCGCUGACCCGCUGGUCGACGUGGUCUUGUCACGUGACCUGGACUCGUACAUCCUGCCGCGGGAGGAGGGGGCCGUGAGGGAGUGGCUGGCCUCCCCCCUCCCCUUCCACAUCAUGAGGGACCACCCAUCGCACAAUGGAUAUGUGCUUGCGGGCUUAUGGGGCGCCAGGCUUACCCACGCACGAGCUCUCGCUUAUGACGCCGCGGCUGUGAUGGUCUCGCAGCCCUAUAGCGACAUCUGGGACUACGACCAGAGACUGCUGAGGCGCGUGCUGUGGCCCAAGAUUAAGGAGGACACGAUGAGCCACGACAGUUACACUUGCCGCGCGAAGGAAUUUCGUGGUCGGCGACAAAGCCCGCGGCCCUUCCCAACGCGGCGCGACGGCAGGAACUACACAGGAUUCGGAAGGACGAAGAUGGGCGUGGCAGAGAGCUUGCCGCCCUGCCCCGUUCCCUGCAGGCCACCUAGUCAUAUGGACUGGACUUUUUGCUAACCCCAGGACGAUCUCUUCUGUAUAUAAAAGAUGUCUUUCUGCUCCACACUUCUUUCUUAAUGACAUGAUUCAGAUAACCUGAUACC